GGCGGAGCCGGGAGAGCAGCCCCGGCGGCCGGAGGAGGUGGCGGCGGCUGGGAGAGGCCGGGGACUUGGCCGAUUUUAGCAUCGAAGCUAGGAAAAAUAGGAAUGGCUGUAGAGGAACUUCAGUCCAUAAUAAAGAGAUGUCAAAUCCUAGAAGAGCAAGACUUUAAAGAAGAGGAUUUUGGCCUAUUUCAGUUAGCUGGGCAAAAAUGUAUAGAAGAAGGGCACAUAGACCAGCUAUUAGAAAUUAUUCAAAAUGAAAAGAAUAAGGUCAUCAUCAAGAAUAUGGGCUGGAAUCUUGUUGGGCCUGUCGUUCGAUGCCUUUUGUGGAAAGAGAGAGAGGAUGAUGAUAAAAGAAAAGUUUAUUUUUUGAUCCUUGAUUUAUUGGUAAAGUUAUGCAGUCCAAAGGAAUUAUUGUUGGGUUUGCUUGAACUGAUUGAAGAGCCCUCUGGAAAACAGAUAUCCCGAAGUAUUCUUCUUUUGCUUCAGCCAUUACAGACAGUGAUUCGGAAACUUCAUAACAAAGCAUAUUCAAUUGGAUUAGCAUUGUCUACCCUUUGGAAUCAGCUAUCUCUUCUUCCUGUUCCGUACUCAAAAGAACAAAUACAAAUGGAUGACUAUGGCCUUUGUCAGUGUUGCAAGGCCUUAAUAGAGUUUACUAAGCCUUUUGUAAAAGAAGUCAUUGAUAACAAAGAAAACUCACUGGAAAAUGAAAAGUUAAAGGAUGAAUUACUGAAAUUUUGUUUCAAAAGCUUGAAAUGCCCUUUGCUGACAGCACAAUUCCUUGAACAGUCUGAAGAAGGUGGAAAUGAUCCUUUCAGAUAUUUUGCAUCAGAAAUAAUAGGUUUUUUAUCAGCAAUUGAACACCCUUUCCCCAAAAUGAUUUUUAAUCAUGGAAGAAAAAAGAGAACUUGGAAUUACCUUGAAUUUGAAGAAGAGGAAGAUAAACAGUUAGCAGAUUCAAUGGCUUCUCUGGCAUAUCUAAUAUUUGUACAGGGCAUCUGUAUUGAUCAGCUUCCAAUGGUCUUAAGCCCAUUGUACCUUUUGCAGCUUAAUAUGGGGCAUAUUGAAGUAUUUUUGCAAAGAACAGAAGAGUCUGUUAUCUCCAAAGGAUUGGAGCUGCUGGAGAAUAGUUUAUUGAGAAUAGAAGACAACAGUCUACUUUACCAGUACUUAGAAAUCAAGAGUUUUCUUACAGUACCUCAGGGCUUAGUGAAAGUAAUGACACUUUGCCCGAUUGAGACACUGAGGAAAAAGAGUUUAGCUAUGCUUCAGCUAUAUAUUAACAAGUUGGAUUCACAAGGCAAAUAUACAUUAUUUAGGUGCUUAUUGAAUACUAGUCAUCACUCAGGUGUGGAGGCUUUUAUUAUUCAAAAUAUCAAAAAUCAAAUUGACUUGGCAUUAAAGAGAACACAUAACAAAAAAUGGUUUACAGGACCACAGUUGAUUUCCCUUCUUGAUUUGGUACUCUUUCUCCCAGAGGGUGCGGAAACAGAUUUACUGCAAAACUCAGAUAGGAUUAUGGCUUCAUUAAAUUUAUUGAGGUAUUUGGUUAUCAAAGAUAAUGAAAAUGACAAUCAAACUGGAUUAUGGACAGAACUUGGAAAUAUUGAAAAUAAUUUCUUAAAGCCACUACAUAUAGGACUUAAUAUGUCAAAAGCACAUUAUGAAGUGGAAAUUAAAAAUAGCCAAGAGGCCCAGAAAUCUAAAGAUCUUUGUUCUAUAACUGUAGGUGGAGAAGAGAUCCCUAAUAUGCCUCCUGAAAUGCAGCUUAAGGUCCUACAUUCAGCUCUUUUCACAUUUGAUUUGAUUGAAAGUGUUCUAGCUCGAGUGGAAGAACUCAUUGAAAUGAAAACAAAGUCUACCUCUGAAGAAAAUAUUGAGAUAAAGUGAAAGUUCCAUUUCCUAAUUAAAAAGUAAUAAAAUAUAAUUUUCCAUUAUGAUUUAAUACCAUUUAAAAUUUUUUUCUGUAAAAAUCUGCUCAAAAAAUAAAUGUUUUUCUCAUUUAUCA
Molecule: messenger RNA, 2008 nt
Organism: Saimiri boliviensis boliviensis (Bolivian squirrel monkey)
Lineage: Eukaryota; Metazoa; Chordata; Mammalia; Primates; Cebidae
Gene: GLMN
Product: glomulin, FKBP associated protein
Cellular component (GO): cytoplasm
Molecular function (GO): ubiquitin-protein transferase inhibitor activity
Source: RefSeq, a predicted model, not a curated record